Molecule: messenger RNA, 3131 nt
Organism: Chlorocebus sabaeus (green monkey)
Lineage: Eukaryota; Metazoa; Chordata; Mammalia; Primates; Cercopithecidae
Source: RefSeq, a predicted model, not a curated record
UUCAGAAACAGGAUUCAAAAGAAUGUCAAUGAGCAUAAAAUAAAACCGGUGUGCAAUUUAUAUGAAACUCGGAUUUAAAUGUUCCUAACAGAAAAAAAAGAAAGAAAAGAAGCUAUUUAAAGUAGCCCUCCCAAGGGGAGUCAACUGCUCUUCAGCGCAUCCUGAGCUAGCUGUGCCUUCUCUCCAUCCGCUGCUCAGAUAUUCAUGAAUCGUUGCUUCUUCCAGCCUCGCUUUCUCUCUCCCUCUGCCUUUCUGGCGCGGCUCUCCCUCCCUCCCUCUGGUUUCUGCUCUUUCUUACUCCUUCUCUCAGCUGCUUAACUACAGCUCCCACUGGAACUUGCACAAUCAAAAACAACUCUCCUCUCUCAAGCAGCCUCCAGGAGCGCAUCACCUGGAGAAGAGCGACUCGCUCCCCGCGCCGGCCGCCGAGGAGCAGCCAGGAGGUAAACCGGGGAAACAGAUAUGCACUAACCAGGCGGGUGCCACCCUGGAUCUGUAACUGUGAAUUCCCCACGGUGGAAAAUGGUAAACAAAGACAUGAAUGGAUUCCCAGUCAAGAAAUGCUCAGCCUUCCAAUUUUUUAAGAAGCGGGUACGAAGAUGGAUCAAGAGCCCAAUGGUCAGUGUGGACAAGCAUCAGAGUCCCAGACUGAAGUACGCUGGCUCCUCGAUGGUGCACAUCCCUCCAGAGGAGCCAGACUUUGAGCCUCCCUUGUGUCAAGCAUGCCUGGGUGAACAUGCUUUCCAAAGAGGGGUUCUCCCUCAGGAGAAGGAGUCGUGUUCAUGGGAAACCCAAUCUGGGUGUGAAGUGAGAGAACCAUGUAAUCAUGCCAACAUCCUGACCAAGCCCGAUCCAAGAACCUUCUGGACUAAUGAUGAUUCAGCUUUCAUGAAGCAAAGGAGGAUGGGCCUGAACGACUUUAUUCAGAAGAUUGCCAAUAACUCCUAUGCAUGCAAACACCCUGAAGUUCAGUCCAUCUUGAAAAUCUCCCAACCUCAGGAGCCUGAGCUUAUGAAUGCCAACCCUUCUCCUCCACCAAGUCCUUCUCAGCAAAUCAACCUUGGCCCAUCGUCCAAUCCUCAUGCUAAACCAUCUGACUUUCACUUCUUGAAAGUGAUUGGGAAGGGCAGUUUUGGAAAGGUUCUUCUAGCAAGACACAAGGCAGAAGAAGUGUUCUAUGCAGUCAAAGUUUUACAGAAGAAAGCAAUCCUGAAAAAGAAAGAGGAGAAGCAUAUUAUGUCGGAGCGGAAUGUUCUGCUGAAGAAUGUGAAACACCCUUUCCUGGUGGGCCUUCACUUCUCUUUCCAGACUGCUGACAAAUUGUACUUUGUCCUAGACUACAUUAAUGGUGGAGAGUUGUUCUACCAUCUCCAGAGGGAACGCUGCUUCCUGGAACCACGGGCUCGUUUCUAUGCUGCUGAAAUAGCCAGUGCCUUGGGCUACCUGCACUCACUGAACAUCGUUUAUAGAGACUUAAAACCAGAGAAUAUUUUGCUAGAUUCACAGGGACACAUUGUCCUUACCGACUUCGGACUCUGCAAGGAGAACAUUGAACACAACAGCACGACAUCCACCUUCUGUGGCACGCCGGAGUAUCUCGCACCUGAGGUGCUUCAUAAGCAGCCUUAUGACAGGACCGUGGACUGGUGGUGCCUGGGAGCCGUCUUGUAUGAGAUGCUGUAUGGCCUGCCUCCUUUUUAUAGCCGAAACACAGCUGAAAUGUACGACAACAUUCUGAACAAGCCCCUCCAGUUGAAACCAAAUAUUACAAAUUCCGCAAGACACCUCCUGGAGGGCCUCCUGCAGAAGGACAGGACGAAGCGGCUGGGAGCCAAGGAUGACUUUAUGGAGAUUAAGAGUCAUGUCUUCUUCUCGCUAAUUAACUGGGAUGAUCUCAUUAAUAAGAAGAUUACUCCCCCUUUUAACCCAAAUGUGAGUGGGCCCAAUGACCUGCGGCACUUUGACCCUGAGUUUACCGAAGAGCCUGUCCCCAAUUCCAUCGGCAAGUCCCCCGACAGCAUCCUCGUCACAGCCAGCGUCAAGGAAGCUGCUGAGGCUUUCCUAGGCUUUUCCUACGCGCCUCCCACGGACUCUUUCCUCUGAACGCUGUUAGGGCUUGGUUUUAAAGGGUUUUAUGUGUGUUUCUGAAUGUUUUAGUUAGCCUUUUGGUGGAGCCGCCAGCUGACAGGACAUGUUACAAGAGAAUUUGCACAUCUCUGGAAGCUUAGCAAUCUUAUUGCACACUGUUCGCUGGAAGCUUUUUGAAGAGCACAUCCUCCUCAGUGAGCUCAUGAGGUUUUCAUUUUUAUUCUUCCUUCCAACGUGGUGCUAUCUCUGAAACGAGCAUUAGAGUGCCGCCUUAGACAGAGGCAGGAGUUUCGUUAGAAGGCGGACGCUGUUCUAAGAGAGGUCUCCUGCAGGUCUCUCUAGGCUGUGAUGAUGAAUAUUAUGAAAUGUGCCUUUUUUGAAGAGAUUGUGUUAGCUCCAAAGCUUUUCCUAUCGCAGAGUGUUUCAGUUCUUUAUUUUCCCUUGUGGCUAUGCUGUGUGAACAGUUGUGUGAGUGUGGUAUGCCUGAUCACAGAUGGAUUUUGUUAUAAGCAUCAAUGUGACACUUGCAGGACACUACAACGUGGGACAUUGUUUGUUUCUUCCAUAUUUGGAAGAUAAAUUUAUGUGUAGACUUUUUUGUAAGAUAUGGUUAAUAAUUAAAAUUUAUUGAAAUGGUCUUGCAAUGACUCAUUCAGAUGCUUAAAGAAAGCAUUGCUGCUACAAAUAUUUCUAUUUUUAGAAAGGGUUUUUAUGGACCAAUGCCCCAGUUGUCAGUCAGAGCCGUUGGUGUUUUUCAUUGUUUAAAAUGUCACCUGUAAAAUGGGCAUUAUUUAUGGUUUUUUUUUUUUUUUUUUGCAUUCCUGAUAAUUGUAUGUAUUGUAUAAAGAAAGUCUGUACAUUGGGUUAUAACACUAGUAUAUUUAAACUUACAGGCUUAUUUGUAAUGUAAACCACCAUUUUAAUGUACUGUAAUUAACAUGGCUAUAAUAUGUACAAUCCUUCCCUCCUCCCAUCACACAACUUUUUUUGUGUGUGAUAAACUGAUUUUGGUUUGCAAUAAAACCUUGAAAAAUAUUUACAUA